UAUUGAAACCUCCCACCACAUAAAUCAGGAACCUUGAAAUUGAGUCAUCCAACGCUCUCAAAUCUCCCUCAUCCGUUUCCGUUUCCGACGCCGACGACAACAUCAAACCAUACAUGACUUCUUCUGUCACUACACUUCCGACCACCACCGCACCCGCCGGCGGACCAAUUCAAACAGCCAAGAAACUCACCCUCAUCCCUUUAAUCUUUCUCAUUUACUUCGAAGUCGCCGGUGGCCCAUACGGUGAAGAACCAGCAGUCAAAGCAGCCGGACCCUUUUACGCCAUCAUUGGUUUCCUCGUAUUCCCCUUCAUCUGGAGCGUGCCGGAGGCACUCAUCACCGCUGAAUUAUGCACGGCCUUCCCCGGCAACGGCGGUUUCGUAAUCUGGGCAGAUCGAGCUUUCGGUCCCUUUUGGGGAAGUUUAAUGGGUUGGUGGAAACUACUUUCAGGUAUAAUUAACAUCGCAGCUUUCCCUGCUCUCGGCGUUGAUUAUCUCGAGAAACUAUUUCCCAUCUUUGAAGGUGGUUAUCCACGGCGAUUAGCGGUUACUUGUUCAACUCUCUUUCUAUCAUUCCUUAAUUAUCUCGGUCUUACAAUCGUCGGUUACGUCGCUGUAAUCCUAGGAGUGGUUUCUCUUCUUCCAUUUUUAAUCAUGUCUGCGAUUGCGAUUCCGAAAAUCAAACCAAAACGCUGGCUAAAUCGCGGCCAACAUGGGGUAAAGAAGGAUUGGACUCUGUUUUUCAAUACCCUGUUUUGGAAUCUGAAUUUCUGGGAUAACGUUAGUACUCUCGCCGGAGAAGUCGAUAAGCCGCAGAAGACUUUCCCGAAAGCACUCUUCGCCGCUGUCAUCUUCACUUGCGUCGCUUACAUUAUACCGUUACUCGCCGUUACCGGAUCUAUAUCCGUUGAUCAGAAUUUAUGGGAUACUGGGUUCAUGGCUACGGCGGCGGAAAUGAUCGCCGGAAAAUGGCUCAAAAUCUGGCUUGAGAUCGGCGCUGUGUUGUCGGCCAUCGGAUUGUUUGAAGCCCAAUUAAGCAGCAGCGCGUACCAGGUUCUUGGCAUGGCGGAGCUUGCGAUUUUGCCCAAAUUCUUUGGCAAGAGAUCUACAAUCUUCAACACGCCAUGGGUUGGCAUUCUAUUAUCGAUGAUCAUCACUAUAGCCAUGUCCUUCAUGGAAUUUGAGGUCAUUGUGGCAUCGGCCAACUUCCUUUAUGGUUUGGGAAUGAUUUUGGAGUUCUCGGCAUUUCUAUGGUUGAGGAGGAAAUUCCCGGGAAUGAAGCGUCCUUAUAAGGUGCCUUUAGGGUUAUUCGGAUUGACAGUGAUGUGUUUGGUUCCAACGGGGUUCUUAGUCUUGAUCAUGGUCAUUGCGAGUAGACAAGUUUACUUAAUAAGUGGGGUUAUGACUGUGGCGGGCAUAUUAUGGUACUUUUUGAUGAGGUUAUGCAAAUCCAAGAAAUGGCUUAAAUUUAUGGAAGAUGAUGGAAGAGUUGAACUUGAAAAUGAGGGAUGACAUUUUAUAAUGAUCCAUGAAUGGAUUCAAAUUCGAGUAAGUAUUUCCAUGUUAACCUGUCCUACCAAGGCUUCAACAACCAUCUUUUUCUCUCUUUUUUUUUCCCUUUUUCUUUUUUGGAAGUUUGUAGGGUUACAAAAGUGUUGGUGGGAAAAGUAUAAUAAUGUGUUUGUAUAUUUUGGUAUAUUGAUAUUAUUAGUACAAGAUAAUUUC
Molecule: messenger RNA, 1724 nt
Organism: Impatiens glandulifera
Lineage: Eukaryota; Viridiplantae; Streptophyta; Magnoliopsida; Ericales; Balsaminaceae
Product: probable polyamine transporter At3g13620
Exons: 2
Coding region: 114-1511 (465 amino acids)
Biological process (GO): transmembrane transport
Cellular component (GO): membrane
Molecular function (GO): transmembrane transporter activity
Source: RefSeq, a predicted model, not a curated record